Messenger RNA from Camelina sativa (false flax), 1389 nucleotides. Lineage: Eukaryota; Viridiplantae; Streptophyta; Magnoliopsida; Brassicales; Brassicaceae. The record is from RefSeq and is a predicted model, not a curated record.
UUUUUUUUUUUUUUUUCUCUUUUCUUUGUCAGAGGUAUUUUGAACAUUUUAGGUAUUCGAGGUACGAAAGACAAGAAACAUUUAGAGGGGGGUCACAAAACAACUCACAAGUCAAAAAACACACACACAAGUCGAUCACAAGUUAGUACUCCUAUAUUUUUGUUUAUACUGGCACAUUGUAUAUUUUAUCUAGUAUCUAAUCUGCUAGUUGUGUUUGUUUACACACCAAGAAUAUUGGUCCGGAUUUGCUGGAAAAUCUUAGUUGUUUAAGCAAACUACUGUCAUUGAGAUUUGAGGGAAAAAAAACUAAAAAGUGAUAAAUCCUAAUAUUACUUACAAUAUUGACUGGUGAACGAACAAAUUAUAAUUUUUCAUGUUUCAAACAAAUUAUUUUUAAAUCGGACCCCUCAGGUCAGGUGAAAAUGUGUCUUAAUAAAAUACCUUUGAGCAAAAAAAAAAAAAGAUCUGGGCCUAGAUUGGGCUGUUCCAUAUACUAUCAACAAUGAUAAAAAAGGAUUGGUCAACAAAACGCGGCCCAGUCUUGUCGGAUUCAGUUAAUUAUAACCGGAAACGAAGAAAAGAGCGGUUAACAUUGCUUUUUUGAUUCAAAAGCCCUAAUUUGACAAUCCUCUGAUAAACCCUAGGCGAAUCCCAUGAGUCGAUUUCUUCAGAGAUUACCCAGUUUAUUGGCUCGAACUCGAACUUUCCUUCACUCACCCGUGAAUCUUCGUCAUUCUCGUGUUGUUUUUGUUCCUCUCUUGGACCGAGCUAUUUCCCGUCCCGUCUUCUUCUCUUCCGACUCCGACUCCGCGCCUAGUUUCAAUACCGACAAGGUUCUUUCUAAAGAAGAGCUGAAAAAUAGGAUUCAAAAGAUUUUGGAUGAUGGAGAUGAGGAUUCAAUUCCCGAUUUAUUUGAGUUAAUGAUGAUUAGGAAGUUAUCAGGUAAUCACGAUGAUAGUGACGAUGAGGUCAUGGAGGAGGUUGUGCGUAAGCAUCCUGUUAACAACGCCCAUGACACUCACUCUGAAUCGGAUAUUGAGACUGAUGGCGAUGGUGAUUCCUCUGAUUCUGAUAUCGGAAGUGAUGAUGACCUGAGAGAUGGUGGUGAUUCGUCUGAUUCAGAUAUAGAGUUUGAUGGCCUGAGAGAUGUUGACUUGUCUAAUGUCAAUAUCAAGAUUGAUGGUCUGAAAGAUGUUGGCUUGUCUGAUGUCAAUAUCAAGAUUGAUGAUGGCCGGAAAGCUAAUCACUCCUCGUCUUAUUCUGACUCUCUCAAAGUGACUUAACGUUGAUUACUUGCACUACAUCGAAGAUUUUGAAGGAAGCAACUACACAGUGAAUGGAAACAGUACAGCUUUUGGUGCAAGUUGGCUGUAAGUUAUGACUUUCGAA